CCUUGGGUUAUCAGGUAAAUACCUCUGCACCCAUAUAUAAGAUUUUUUGCUGCUGAGCAUUCUGACACACUUUCUGCUGAGGAGAAACUAUCUGCCUGUCACUAUGAACAAGCUACUGGCUAUCACAGUGCUCAUUGUUGUCCUUGCUCUGGAAGCGGAGAGCUUCCGUAUGCCCAGACAGGCUGAGGAGGAAAAGGGAACCAUUGCCAGUGUGGUGGACACCCUGAAGUUCUAUUAUGACAUGAGUGUUGACACUGCCAGUGGUUAUGUAGAGACCAUCAAGGACUAUAAACUGGAAGAGAAAGCAAAGUUACAUUACAGAGCGAUGAAAAGCAGACUUCAUACUGUACCAGGAAGCACUGUUCACAGACAGUUACACAAACCAGGCACCCCUUCCCUAGCCAGUGAUGGACACCAUUCAAAAGACCCCACACACUGCAUCUUUUCUACCGCUUUGUUUUUUCAUUCAUCAUUCUCUUUCAGUUUAUAAUCACUCUUCUAUUCAGUCUUUCGUUAUAAACUGAAGCACAUUAGCAACAGUUUUCAGAUUUAACAUUGCUGAGAGUGCUGAUAACAAUUCAUGUAUGGUGCAUAUUUGAAGCAGUUUAAAUGAUCUUUUCUUUCUAUUUUUCUUUUCCAUCUCAACUAUGUGAAUGUCUAAAUAUAGCCCUUAAACAAUCUACUAUAUGCAAGUAAGUGCAUUUUAUCCCAAUUUACAAUUCCCUCUCCAUCUGUUCUCCAUCUCUUAAUUCCCUUAAAUCAUCGGCAAGAUAGUAUUCAGAUUUAUUCUCUCAUCUAAAUUUACAUGUGCCUCAUUUUGGAUGUUUGUUUACAACAUUUUAAAUUGUUACAAAAUUCACUAAAAACUUAGUCUGGAUUCUGUACCCUACUUCUGCAUGCCAGAUGGACCAUUUGCCACUCUCACUGUUUAUUGAGUGGUGGUGUAAAUGUAAACUUCAUGCAACCCCUCCCUCCUCUGUCACUGUUUCCUUGGACUGCUAAGUGAGUUCUAAAUCUGUGUUUAAGGGUUUCAUUGACGGGCUUUUAAUACUGACUGAGUGAUCUAAAGUCUUCCACAGCCCACCAUAUUGAUCCAAAAGUGUGUUUGGAUAUAAGGACACCUGUGUUUCAUAAUAACAGCAGUUAUUUAGGCUCAAAGUUUACCAACAUAAUAAUAUGUUCGGUGAUAAGUGGAUAAUGCAUCAGAAAGCUUGUUUGUUUUUGGUACCAGUGAGCUAUAAACAGCCUGACUUUAUUAUAGCUCCAAAAAUGCACACAAAUCACAAAAUGCAUGAGUAAUCUAAUGGAAAAUUGGAGCUCACCUCUGGAUAGAGUGGAAUUUUAAACUGUACUCAGUCGUGCUGCUUUUGCAUUCAAUUGUUUUUUGCAUGUAGAGGGCCCAGAGAGAUCAAACGCUGUUCUCAAUUUAGCAUUAAUGUAGCUGAAGAGGACCUGUAUCAAAGAGAGUAUCUCCACAUCUGAAAUGUUUUUUACUGACCACUGUGUUGUCAGCACUCCAUCUCCUUCUGCCAAGAAUACAUAUUUAUCUUUCACCUAACAAGCACCAUUUUAGCCACAUGCCAACAGCAGCAGAUAAUGUUGGUAGCUUUGCACUCUGUGAGUACAAAUAAAAUCUGCAUCCAUACUCUUUUA
This is a messenger RNA of Xyrauchen texanus (razorback sucker), 1653 nucleotides long. Its product is annotated as apolipoprotein C-II-like. The transcript has 4 exons. Bases 104 to 490 code for a protein of 128 amino acids. Lineage: Eukaryota; Metazoa; Chordata; Actinopteri; Cypriniformes; Catostomidae. Gene Ontology annotation, biological process: lipid metabolic process; lipid transport. Gene Ontology annotation, cellular component: chylomicron. Gene Ontology annotation, molecular function: enzyme activator activity. The record is from RefSeq and is a predicted model, not a curated record.